UCAUGUCGACCAAGCGGAAACCUUCUUCUUCUCCUAUGAAGGAGGCUGGUUCGUCCAAGAAUACGACUCGAUCGAGCCAGAGAAAUCGAACCUCGAAGUCAAAGCCGGAAAAUGAGAAAGUCAUGGAUGUCUCUCAUGAGGAAGAGAGCAGUGACGGUAAGCGCAAGGAAAACUCUUUCUCUGGAUCUGCUACUACCCUCAAGAAGUCAAAACGAACCCAAGCAGAACUAGGUUCGAAAACUCCAUUGAAAUCAGAAAAUGAAGAUACCGUGCUCCUUGACGACUGUGAGACCAAAGCAAUUCCAAAAAAGAUGAGAAAAGCUAUGGUAGUUGAUGAAGAUGAGAAGCAGGAUGCCAGGUUUAUUGGCAAGCCCAUAGCUGAUGAGGAAGCACGACGGCGGUGGCCAAAACGCUAUCAAGGAAAGGGGCAAAAACGAGUAGUUUCAAGGAGUUCCAAAGAUGAGUCUGGUUCAGAGGUUAUUCAAGCUCAAUGUCACUACACUCAAGCGGAAGUGGAUGGUUGUUUGAUAUUUAAUCUUUAUGAUGAUGCCCAUGUCAAAGCCGAAGAAGGGGAGGAUUACUACAUAUGUAAAAUUGUAGAGGUGUUUGAGGCAGUUGAUGGAACUUUCUAUUUUACAGCUCAGUGGUUUUACAGAGCUCAAGACACUGUGCUCAAAAAGUUAGGCCAUUUUAUUGACAAGAAGCGUGUCUUCUUUUCAGAGAUCCAAGAUGACAGUCCAUUGGGUUGUCUUGUAGAAAAGCUUAAAAUUGCAAAAGUCUCAUUGAAUGUUGAUUUGGAGGCAAAGAAGAAAAUGAUUCCACAUUGUGAUUAUUAUUGUGACAUGUUAUAUCUUUUACCAUAUUCUUCUUUUAUUAAUUUACCUCCAGAAGAUAAAACAAAUGUCAGUGAAGAAUCUUCAUCAACAAUUUCUAGUGACGACACAAAUAGUAUUAUCAGGGGAAACACUAGUUGCGAGGAAGCUUCAUUGUUAGACUUGUAUUCUGGUUGUGGUGCAAUGUCAACUGGUUUGUGUCUAGGAGCAAAUAUGGCUGGAGUAAAACUGGUGACGACAUGGGCUGUUGAUUUAAAUAAAUAUGCAUGUGAAAGUCUUCAAAAGAAUCAUCCAGAAACAAUGGUUAGGAACGAAGCUGCAGAAGAUUUUUUAGCAUUGUUGAAAGAGUGGGAACAGUUGUGUGUUUCAUUUUCAUUGUCAAAAUCUGAAAACUUAGAGAAACAAUCUAUCAAUUCUUUUGAUGAUGAUGGGGAUGAUGAAGAUGACGAUGAUGAUGAAGAAGGUGAUGUUGAAGAUGAAGUAUUUGAAGUUGAAAGAAUUUUAGCUAUAUGUUAUGGUGAUCCAAAGGAGAAAGGGGAACGUGGUUUAUAUUUUAAGGUUCGUUGGAAGAAUUAUGGGCCAGAAGAAGAUACUUGGGAGCCACUAGAGGGAUUGGGUGAUUGUCGAGAACGCUUGAAGGACUUUGUUACACGUGGCUUUAACUCAAAAAUACUACCCUUACCUGGUGAUGUCGAUGUUAUUUGCGGAGGGCCCCCAUGCCAAGGCAUCAGUGGCUUCAAUAGGUUUAGAAAUAAGGAUAACCCUUUACAAGAUGAAAAGAACAAACAACUUCAGGUUUUCAUGUUGAUAGUGGAGUACUUGAAGCCAAAGUUUGUUUUGAUGGAGAACGUUGUUGACAUUAUAAAAUUUUCUGAGGGAUUUCUUGGGCGAUAUGCCUUGAGUCAACUAAUUUAUUUAAACUACCAAGUCCGAAUGGGAAUGAUGGCAGCUGGUGCCUAUGGUCUUCCCCAAUUUCGUAUGCGUGUUUUCUUCUGGGGGGCUCGUCCUACUGAAAAAUUGCCACAAUAUCCACUCCCAACACAUGAUGUUGUAGUAAGAGGUGUCAUUCCCCUUGAGUUCGAGAUGAACAAUGUAGUCUGGGAUGAAGGGCAAAGAGUAGAGUUGGAAAAGAAACUUCUAUUAAAAGAUGCAAUUUCUGACCUUCCUGCUGUUGGAAAUUAUGAGCAUCGAGAUGAAAUGGACUAUGACAAGAAUCCUAAAACAGAGUUUCAGCGGUUCAUUAGAUUAAGAAGGGAGGAGAUGCCAGGUUCUUCUUCGGAGGUAAAACCAGCAAAACAUUUGCUCUACGAUCAUCAGCCUCUUCAACUCAAUACAGAUGACUACCAGCGUGUUUGCCAGAUUCCCAAAAGGAAGGGAGCAAAUUUCAGAGACUUACCUGGUGUUCUAGUUAGUGGUAAUAAGGUCGAAUGGGAUCCUAACGUGGAGAGGGUUUAUUUGGAGUCAGGGAAACCUUUGGUCCCUGAUUAUGCCAUGAGUUUUCUUGGUGGAUCAUCAUCCAAAUCAUUUGCUCGUCUAUGGUGGGAUGAAACUGUACCAACAGUGGUUACCAGGGCAGAGCCUCAUAAUCAGGCAAUUUUACACCCUGAACAAGAUCGUGUCCUCUCAGUUCGUGAAAAUGCAAGAUUACAAGGCUUCCCUGAUUACUACAGGCUUUUCGGACCUAUUAAGGAAAGGUAUAUUCAAGUUGGGAAUGCUGUAGCUGUGCCUGUCUCUCGGGCUUUAGGAUAUGCAUUAGGUUUAGCUUACCAGGGUGUUUCAAGUGAUGAACCUUUAAUGAAACUUCCUCCAAAAUUUCCAAACAUUGUGGACAAAAUUUCUUCAGAAUCAUCUGAAGAAAUCCCUUAGCUCCAUUUAGUUUUUUAUUUUUAUUUUUUUUGGGGGUUAAAUCAUGAUGUAAUUGUAUAUCACCGAGAUGUCAUUCUUAUCAAAUUUGCAAUGAAAAUUUUGGAUUAUAUUUUAUAAUCAUGUUGAAGAUGUGAACAUUUAUUUUGUUAUUCAGAGUAUUUGAAAGUAGUUUAUAAUUUCACAAUAACCUUUUCCUCUCUUAAAUUAGUACUCACAUCA
Molecule: messenger RNA, 2918 nt
Organism: Durio zibethinus
Lineage: Eukaryota; Viridiplantae; Streptophyta; Magnoliopsida; Malvales; Malvaceae
Gene: CMT3
Product: chromomethylase 3
Biological process (GO): negative regulation of gene expression via chromosomal CpG island methylation
Cellular component (GO): nucleus
Molecular function (GO): DNA (cytosine-5-)-methyltransferase activity; DNA binding; chromatin binding
Source: RefSeq, a predicted model, not a curated record